Molecule: messenger RNA, 1076 nt
Organism: Aspergillus ibericus CBS 121593
Lineage: Eukaryota; Fungi; Ascomycota; Eurotiomycetes; Eurotiales; Aspergillaceae
Exons: 5
Coding region: 1-777 (258 amino acids)
Source: RefSeq, a predicted model, not a curated record
AUGGCAGCCGCCACCGUCACUGCGAUCCUAAAUGUGGUGAUUGCUGGACUUGACGCAUUACCGGCAGCCAAGUUGCGAUACGUCACUCAUAUUAUCUACGCCCUCAUUGACGGUCUGAUCAAAACCUCCAUCUGUCUGCUAUAUCUGCGCUUGUUCCCGACUCUUCGAACCCUCAACUGGGGCACCAUCGCAGCCGUCGGUGCCAUGACCGUUGCCAUCAUUCUCGCGAUCAUCUUCCAAUGCUCACCGGUAGAUGCGGCCUACAACCCACAGAAGUACGAGCACUAUUCGUGUUUUGCAUCCAUCCCAUUUUGGUACGCCACGGCCGCCCUCUCCCUGGCAUUCUCGGUAGGUUCAUCCAUUGGCCUGCAAAUGGGUCGGACGAAGCAGUCGAUAGUGGUGGGUCUACUGUCCUUGGGGGCGUUUGCCUACCUUGCCAGUAUCGCUCGAAUGGUCUACAUUGUCAAACUCUAUCAGAGUACCGAUCCCAGCCGGAGCACCUUUGGUGUGUCCGUCUCAUCGGGCAUCGAAGUGGCCGUGGCGAUCAUCGCCGCCAGCCUGCCCAGCACCAAGCCGGUCAUGGAUCUCAUCUUCCCCCGCCUGUUCUCGACCACCGCGACUAGAUCUCAGGCUACGAGUCAGAGACCCUAUACCAAUCGGGCCUCGCGCACCAGCCGCAGUCACCGUCAGCAUAACGAGAUCUUCUUGGUCCAUUUGGCGACGAAGGAGGGGGAUUACGGGGAAAGUGACUCCACCACCACCAUUUCGUAUGCGUAAGGUAAAUGUUUAAAUUCCUCGCUCGAAUGAAGAGCAGUCUCUACCCAACAGCUGUCGUUACCAACCUAGCCCAAUGGUCUCAGCCGGAUUCCUGGUACCUAGUAAUCGAAACGAGUGGUCAUUCCCCACGAAUGCAAGUCGUAGCUUUCUACCCGGGAUAGUAGAUGGCCGGUUCCGGUCAAGCAUACACUAUCUCAUCUGCUAAUUAAAUGUCCACCCUUCACUUCAGAGCCACAUGUUCGUGAUAGUACCGGUGCGCUGCAUCCAUGAUAGCCUUGACCCGGGCCGCCGGUACCUUU